CUCGGGACGGAGCCCCGCAAGCUGGAUAGGGAGCGUCUCCAAGCCAUGGUCCCUACCAGUCGCAGCUCAGUCUGGGUCCCUCUACUCUCUACCCGAGUGCCCGAAGCAGGCUUUGGUUUCAUGUCAGCAGCCUUCAUCUGCCUUCCAAAAAUAAGCCCCUGCCGCCAUGCCGAGGGGAGAAAAACAAGAAGGGCGGUAUUUUUAGGGCCAUUAAUUCUGACCACGUGCCUGAGAGGCAAGGUGGAUGGCCCCGGGACAGAGGCUGUUCAUCACUAUGUUCCAGGGAGUAGGACGUGCUCAGGGCACGCUGCAGACUCUCGUCUUCUUAGGCGUCCUAGUGGGCAUGGUGGUGCCCUCACCUGCCGGCGCCCGCGCCAACGGCACACUCCUGGACUCCAGAGGCUGGGGCACCCUCUUGUCCAGGUCCCGAGCUGGGCUAGCUGGAGAGAUUUCGGGUGUGAACUGGGAAAGUGGCUAUUUGGUGGGCAUCAAGCGGCAGCGGAGACUCUACUGCAACGUGGGCAUCGGCUUCCACCUGCAGGUGCCCCCCGACGGCCGGAUCAGUGGAACGCACGAGGAGAACCCCUACAGCCUGCUGGAGAUUUCCACCGUAGAGCGGGGUGUGGUGAGUCUCUUCGGUGUGAAAAGCACCCUCUUCAUCGCCAUGAACAGUAAAGGAAGACUGUACACCACGCCCAGCUUCCAAGAGGAAUGCAAGUUCAGAGAAACCCUCCUCCCAAACAAUUACAACGCUUACGAGUCAGACCUGUACAGAGGGACCUACAUUGCACUGAGCAAAUAUGGCCGGGUAAAGCGGGGCAGCAAGGUGUCCCCAAUCAUGACUGUCACUCACUUCCUCCCCAGGAUAUAAGGACCCACGGAUGAAGGCUCACAAAGUGACAGCUGCAUCUUUUCUGUUGGAAUUUUCCACAAGAGAACAAUUAUGCUCGUAUCCUGUGACUUCUGAGUUUGGCUUAUCUUGUGCCUCAAGAGACUGGAGUUGGUUUCCUUGGCCACUGGACUGCAUGGCAUGUAACCCACACGACUGAAGGUUGCACUUGACAUCUCAGAAUGCCAGUGGAUCAUGCACUUUGACCUCACCUAAGGAGAGACAGUACAGAUGACACUUGUGACAUGUGGUCCCAUGCAUAAGGAAAGGCCGAGAUGGGAGUGUGCCUGUGUCCAUGCAUACCCAUACGUCUUUAAUAGAUCCUCAGAGCAAAGGCAUUUCAAAAUUUUCUUUCUCCUGACAUUGUCACUGCAAGAACCUGCCUACCAGAGCAUCACUUGUCAAGUCAGCAGGAUUGAGGUGUGCCUCAUUCUGCCUUGUUCUGAUCAUCCAUCCAUCCUGAGACAUUAACUGCACCAGCUGUUUGAGUGACAGCGAGCGGCUGUCUUUUAUGUGUAAGGAGAAAGUGGGGGUGUAACAACCAAUUGCAAACUAGAAAAAAAAAUAACCUGGCACCCUGAACUCCUUGCCCACUGGGCUUCUAAGAACACUAUGAUGCACUGUUAAGGAAGCUGGGAGAGAAGGGGGUCCCCUCUUGGAAAAAAGUGAUAGAACAGUGUCUGUGGCCAUUGGGGAGAUCUGUGGAGCAGAGGGACUGGAUGUUCUGUAGAGAGCCAUUCUGCCUGAAGGUCUUUGAGCUGUGUGUGGCUCUAAGAACAGGCCAGCACCAGGCUGCCUGCCCAUAGCGUUUCCUCACUUUGAACCAGGUCUUAUUUUAACCUCAGAUGACAAGGAUCCUAAUAAUGGCAACCUCCCUGGCAAGGGAGGGCAGUGUGCAAAUUAGGGCAUGAAGGAAGUCCAGAGGCUUUGGACUCGCCAUGGUGAUCCCUCUCCAACUAUGUCCAGGAAGCUUGCCCAAGUUCUCACCCGAUACCCUCACUUCCUCCUCACUUGUCCUAAUCUUACAUACACAAUGCCACCUGGAUGCUGUAGAAUGGGUAUUGUGACCUCCGUCAUGUGUCCCUCUUCCUUACUACAGUAGGAGAAGCGUGAUAGUCCCAGGAUUCAGGCAGCCAAGCUGAAAUGGCUCCUUGUUUAACAGUGCCUUCGUGCCUCUUGUCCUUUCAGAGUAUUUUAAACCGAGGUUCCCCAAGGGACUAUAAAUGUGGUCUGCCUAGAGCCUGCAGAUUCCUGAACUCUUGGAAUGUUCCUAAAUCUGAUACCAGAGAGAGCCAUAUCAGUGCACAAAUAUUUUCAGCAUAUGUUACAAAAUGACCUGACACCCUCUGCUACUCUUGGGAGCCCUGACCUGCAAGACAAUCCCUCAUCUGUUGCAAAUACCUCUGUCUUCAACAUACCUCUCUAUUCGUAGAUCCACCCCUCUAUAGACAGAUCUGGACUCAGAGAUUCUGAGCUGAAGAUGGGGGUUGGCAAUGCAAAAGAGAGACUCCAUUCUGGCUUCCUCCUUUGCCCUGCAAGUGUCAGGUUGGACAUAUGAUAAGUGAGGAGGAAAGGCCAGAGCGAGGUGAGAUAAAUGAACAGAUGGUAGGAGUUCAGCCACACGGACAUCCCCAAGCUUUGGAUGGGAACUAGAAAGAACCGAGUCUUGGAUCAGGUGUAAGGGGGAGAGAAAUAGGUCCAUCUUAAAUGCUGGGAUGUUGGAGUGCAAGUCAGCUGGGAAGGAGAAAGUCACACUCCGUUAAGACAUCUUUGCCAGUGCCACCAACCUCAUUACAGGGUUUGUCAGAAAUGGGGUCACUUGGAAUUUCAAGUAUGUUCAUUCCUGAUGGAACUAUAAGGCCAGGAUGGCUGGGGCUGUGGUCUGCGAGAGGAAUAGGAGAAAAUGUUUUAAGCCUCAAGACAAUCAACCACCAGACUCCCUUCCUCCUUCCCUCCCUUCCUGUCUUCCUUUCUAGACCUUUAAACCUACAUGCCUUAAGCCAACGUACUCUGGAAAGAUUGCUAGAUCUUGCCCACUUCUUUAUUGAGGCUCAUGAAGCUGCUCAAAUCCUAAGAAGGAGUUUUAUCAAUUGCCCACUUCCACCUUCCAUGGUUGGGGUAAGAAGGAGGAGAUACAGGACCCUGGGGUGGAGCAGGCCCAGUGCUCAGCUAGCUGGCUGGGAGCCAUACUGGCAUGAGGAUUUCCUAUGAUUGGCAUCAGUCAUGAGAAGCUGGGGUCUCUAGCUGGCCCCAGGAUUUUGCUUUAUCAGUUUAAUACAUGGCUGAUACAUGUCAACUUUUUCUCAUGUAAAGAAAUUCUCUUAGGAGGUUUCUCUUUGACCUGAAUUGACUGAAUUCACCCAAGUUCAACCCAAUCACAGGCAAGUUAAGGAGCAGAAAGAACACAAUCCGUGGAAGGUGCUGCCAAUCCCUUCUCUCCUGCUACUGUGCACAGGGUGGAGUGUUCUUCCUACCUGGUCACCUGCCUUCUUUGAAGCUGUUGUUUGUAAUCCUCUCACCAAUGUGCAUUCUAGAAACUGAUGGGGGCAGGGCUGGAGAGACAGUGGUUAAGAGCUCUUGUUGCUCUUCCAGAGGACCUGGGUUCAGUUCCCAGUGCCCACAAGAUGGCCACAGCCAUUUUUAACUCUCUAACAUGCAACACCCUGUCUCCCUUGGCUCCAAGGGCACUGCACAAACAUGUAGGCAAAACAUUUCAGUGUCCCACAGCCUUGUACCACCUCUUUGCUUCCUACUUCCGAUACAUUUUUUAACCUCCCCUUGGAAGACAGUAGGCGAUCUAAUAAUUAAUUACCUGCCGUCACCCUUUCAGACUUCUGCUCUGUCACAUCCCACAGUUCCUCCAGCAGACCAACUUCUCUUCACACAUUGCUCCAAGCCCUUGGUCACAACCAAGGUUAUGGUUUAAGAAGAAUGGGUGUUUUUUUCUUGCCAUCUGAAUCAAUACAACCUAUCUUCUUUUUCAGACAUGUAAGUUUGUCUCUAAAUCAACAGCUCAGGCCUGAACUCCGAUCCUGUCCCCAGCCCUAGCCUGUGAAGUUUGGCAUAUUCUUCUCAUGUGGUCUCCAGCCCCUUCUCCUGCCCUACGACCACAGAUUCUCCAGGUUAGCACUCCAUGUGAGUUUUUGAGGAAGGACGGACAUUGAAGGGUCCAUGACGUCCCUUGCCUUUGUCACUACUGCUGUGGUUGCCCCGGCAAACACAGUUACCAUAUGCGGGUGCUGGCCCUAAGUCUCCAGCAUAGCAUCUCUGCUGAGAUUCCCU
Messenger RNA from Peromyscus leucopus (white-footed mouse), 4171 nucleotides. RefSeq names its product fibroblast growth factor 6 (gene Fgf6). Gene Ontology annotation, molecular function: growth factor activity; fibroblast growth factor receptor binding. Gene Ontology annotation, biological process: positive regulation of cell population proliferation; fibroblast growth factor receptor signaling pathway; animal organ morphogenesis. NCBI's taxonomy places the organism in Eukaryota, Metazoa, Chordata, Mammalia, Rodentia, Cricetidae. The transcript is spliced from 3 exons. The record is from RefSeq and is a predicted model, not a curated record. The coding region runs from base 245 to 871 and encodes 208 amino acids. Gene Ontology annotation, cellular component: cytoplasm.